UCUAGGGCAUCGCCAGCUGCCCUUGCUUCGUUAUCUUCCACUCUGCAUCCUCUCUUCCCCUCUCUAUGUAUACAGAAAUAUAUAUUCAUUCAUCCACGCAGUGAGAGAGAGAGAGCAGAGACAGAUACGAGAGAGACACAGAGGAGAAGAUCAACAAAAGCAGAAAGAAAUGGCCGGAGUGGGAAGAAUUAAGCUGGGUUCCCAAGGUUUCGAGGUCUCGGCGCAGGGUCUCGGCUGCAUGGGCAUGUCCGCCUUCUAUGGACCUCCAAAGCCCGAAGAGGAGAUGAUCAAGCUCAUCCACCACGCCGUCAACUCCGGUGUCACCUUCCUGGACACUUCCGACGUCUACGGACCCCACACCAACGAAAUCCUUCUCGGCAAGGCGCUGAAGGGUGGGGUGAGGGAGAAAGUGGAACUGGCUACCAAAUUUGGGAUCAAAUUGGGCGGCGGCAAAAUGGAGGUGCAAGGCGAUCCGGCCUACGUGCGGGCCGCCUGCGAGGCUAGCUUGAAGCGGCUCGACGUCGAUUGCAUUGAUCUCUAUUACCAGCACAGGAUUGACACUCGCCUUCCCAUCGAAGUCACGAUGGGGGAACUCAAGAAGCUGGUUGAAGAGGGAAAAAUAAAGUAUAUUGGUCUAUCUGAGGCCUCUGCUUCAACAAUCAGAAGAGCUCACGCUGUUCAUCCAAUUACAGCAGUCCAAUUAGAAUGGUCUUUGUGGACAAGAGAUGUGGAGGAAGACAUAGUUCCAACUUGCAGAGAGCUUGGCAUUGGAAUUGUUGCAUAUAGUCCAUUAGGAAGAGGAUUCUUUUCUUCAGGUCCCAAGAUUGCUGAGAACAUCUCAAAUAACGACUUCAGAAAGAGUCUCCCAAGAUUCCAGGGUGAGAAUCUCAAACACAAUAACAUCAUAUUCAAGCGGCUUAAUGAAAUGGCAGCAAAGAAGGGGUGCACCACUGGUCAGCUAGCGUUGGCUUGGGUUCAUCACCAGGGGAGUGAUGUGUGUCCUAUUCCUGGCACCACCAAGAUUGAGAACUUCAAUCAAAAUAUUGGAGCCUUGUCAGUGAAACUAACGCCAGAAGAAAUGGCUGAACUGGAAUCGAUUGUAUCUGCUGAUGCAGUUAAGGGUGACAGAUAUGGGGGCGCGACCCCUUCUUGGAAGGAAUCAGAGACUCCACCCUUGUCCUCAUGGAAAACUGAAUAAAAACACAGCUUUCCCAUAUAAUGGUUGUUCAAGCUGAGAUAUAAGAAAACUAUUUCUGUGCUUGUGCUUCUGGCGUGCUUGGAUUCUGUUGUUGGUUAUUACACAAAACCAUAUUAGGGUGCCUUCAGCAGGAGCGGGGCUACCCCUUGUGAUUGUAGUCACGUUUGGAUUUAGCUAAUAAAAAUGAACUUUUCCUUCA
Molecule: messenger RNA, 1397 nt
Organism: Diospyros lotus (date-plum)
Lineage: Eukaryota; Viridiplantae; Streptophyta; Magnoliopsida; Ericales; Ebenaceae
Product: probable aldo-keto reductase 4
Exons: 5
Coding region: 170-1198 (342 amino acids)
Cellular component (GO): cytoplasm
Source: RefSeq, a predicted model, not a curated record